This is a messenger RNA of Bufo bufo (common toad), 2432 nucleotides long. RefSeq names its product proteoglycan 4-like. Bases 290 to 2308 code for a protein of 672 amino acids. NCBI's taxonomy places the organism in Eukaryota, Metazoa, Chordata, Amphibia, Anura, Bufonidae. The record is from RefSeq and is a predicted model, not a curated record. The transcript is spliced from 3 exons.
GUGGGGACACAGACCCCAUACUGACAAUCUGAAACGCCCAUGUGAACAGCCCUAUUCGCGGAAUCCAGUGCAGAAAAUACGCUCCAUAUACUGACAGCAAGUACUGUGGUGUGAAAGAUCCUUAAGGGUGUGAGAAUUGCUGGUUCCAUGUAGAUCUCAUCAUCUAAUAACAAUGCACAUUCCAAAUUUCACCCAGCGACCAAAUGUUGGUUCUUCUUCUCAAUAUCUACUCCUAGCAUGCAGACAUCUCAUGAAGAUCUAAACUAGAAUUUUUGAGCAUUGCAGAAGAAUGAUGGAGGCUGAAAAGCCUGAACUUUUUGGUUACUACUUUCAGAUACCUAUAAAGGCAGAAGUGAAAAAAGUCCAGAUCUCCAUGUUGUCUUCUUCAGUUCAGGAGAAAAUAAGACAACUGGGAGGUCGCACCAAAGCCUCUUUUGUCGUAGUUGUGUCACCGAUUACUAUUCAGAAGUUACCAAAGAGCCACAAAUCAAGAACAACAGCAGCAGAACAUUCUCCUGUGACAAUGAGUGACACAAGUCAGUCAUCCAAUGUAAGAUCUAUGGGAAAAGCAGACAAACAGACGAAGAAAGACCUUGGGACUUACUUAGUUCCUGUGAAAUGUUCUAAAGACAUUGCACUGGCCAUAUUACAGCUGGCCCAAACAAGCAAGGAGGAUAAGUCCAGUUCUGAAAGUGAAUCGUCAAACUUCAGCAAAUCUCUUGUUCUCAACCACAACCUACAGAUGAUAGAGAUGAAAGCCAAGACUCUGUACAUCUACAAAAACAUUAUGUAUUUACUGCCUAAAAGCCAGGAAGCAAACACAAGCGAUAAAAAAAGCGAAGCCGAGAAGUCAGAGGCCACCGAAUCCCAGGCAAGGGCCAAACUGAGAAAUAGAAAAUACAAGCACAAGAGCCUGGGCUGCGUGAUACUGCGCAGUUUCUCAUUUCGGCAGCAGCAAGAUCGCAGAAUAGUGGGCAGUGUGACUGAGAAAUCUGCAACGAUUGUGAAAUCAUACAAUAAAGAAAGAUGUGAUCUGCCAGACGAAAUGAAACCCAUCGAUGUUGGUCCAUCUUCAGGAUCUUCUACCGUGAAGAGUCUACAGGUGUCUUUUUGGGAACAAUCAGAAAGACAAGUUAAAAGAAAAUUGCCUUAUCUCAGUAACGAGCAACCUUUUAUAAAAAGAAAUCAUCAAAGUGAUUCUGAUGCAAAGCAAGACUCAUUUGUAGCAAAGAAUGUCCUGAUCCGUUCUCCUCUCCAGCCCCACCCAUUAUCUUCAGAUGCUCCUUCUCCUCUAAGUCCUCAAGAGUCACCUGUAUCAUUUGCUCAUGAGAAAUCAUCUCCAUGUGGAUAUCUAAGUGAUUCUGGUUCCAAACAAGGCUCAACUGUAGCAAAAAAUGUCCUCACCCAUUAUCCUCUCCAGCCCCAUUCACCAUCUUCAGAUGUUCCUUCUUCUAUAAGUCCUCAAGAGUCACCUGCAUCAUUUUUUCAUGAGGAAACAUCUCCAUGUGGAUAUCUAAGUGAUUCUGGUGCUAAACAAGACUCAACUGUAGAAAAGAAUGUCCUUUACCAUUCUCCUCUCCAGACCCACCCAUCAUCUUCAGAUGCUCCUUCUCCUCUAAGCCCUCAAGAGUCACCGGUAUCAUUUUCUCAUGAGAAAACAUCUCCAUGUGGAUAUCUAAGUGAUUCUGGUGCCAAACAAAACUCAACUGUAGCAAUGAAUGUCCUCGACCUUUAUCCUCUCCAGCCCCAUUCACCAUCUUCAGAUGUUCCUUCUUCUCUAAGUCCUCAAGAGUCGCCUGCAUCAUUUUUUCAUGAGGAAACAUCUCCAUGUGGAUAUCUAAGUGAUUCUGGUCCCAAACAAGACUCAACUGUAGCAAAGAAUGUCCUUGACCAUUCUCCUCUCCAGACCAACCCAUCAUCUUCAGAUGUUCCUUCUCCUCCAAGUCCUGAAGAGGCACCUGCAUCAUUUUCUCAUGAGGAAACACCUCCAAGACGAAAAACUACAGAUCUUGAAAGAAUCUCUUCCUCUUCCAGUCUAUUGUGCAAUACCCCUCAACAUGCAGCUCCCACACCAUUGAGAUACCACCCAACUUGUGCAGAUAAUAUGAGUCCUCCUCAUCUCAAAGCCAAGUCCAGUCUAUGCUGGUCGGAUUUUACCACAGGUUCUCAAAAAAGUUAUGAUACAGAUAAAACAUCAUCUGCUAGUGACAUAGAUGAUACGACCAGAGACGAGAAAAGACAGAGACUUCUUGAUCGUGUGAUAGAGUUAAAGAAAGAAGUUGAGAAAAUGCAGCAAAAGUCAAAUUAGAAUGUAUUUGUGAUAACUUGAAAAAAAAUAUGGUAUUCCAUAAUUGUCUGAUUAGUUGGGGAUCGGACUACUAUAGAAAUAGCUCUAGUCCCCAGGUGUGGGACUGUCACCAAAAUAAAUGAGA